UGUUGUGUACGUUUUCAUCGGGGCAUCCGAGUAUCCCACUUGCUAGCUCGGCCAGACUACAGCUUACGGCUAAAAUAUUCCUUCCACACCCAAAGAGCAUUGGUAACCUCCCGAACAGGCCCGCGGUUCCACGAUGGACGUAGUUUUGGUUGAUUUGUGUUGUGUUGUCGGUCUGUCCGCGGACACCAGCUCGGCUAGUUAGCACAGCUAGCUAACUGGCUGACUACAAAGUGACUGGUGCGGCUCUUGUCUGGUUAGGUGACGGAGGAAAAUAGAUCAGAGGAGGAAAUCUUAAACUUUAUAUCUAAAAUACAAAGGGGACACAACAGGAGCUUGAAUGACCGGGAGGUUAUAAGAGCUGGACUUUUGGCGAUUAAUCUGCUGUGGACUGUAGAUUAAGUAAACGACAUGAGGACCGGGGUCGUAAACAAAUAAGACAAGGGAAGGUAACACGGCGCUGCUCGCUUUGUUGGUUUGAACAACUGGUCUAAAGGAUGAUGCGGUAUCUUGAAUGCUGCUACGUUUUAAUCUCCCCGAUCACUGUAUCUGACAAACGCUGACAAUACGGUCACUGCCAUUUGUCAUACUCCGAUCACUGGGUUCAUGCCACUAAACGGGUUUGCUCGGUUACGUGAUGUUGUUCUUUAUCAUUGCAACGUGUCACACACCGUGUCCCGUGUCGGGAUAGGUCCGGGUCAGAGCGUGGAAGAGUAAACAGGUGUGACAGAGCAACCUGCUGGGAGUAGGACUGGGAGCAACCUCGCACUUCGAGAUAAGGGCAACAUCAGUGAUACUUAAUUAUCUGGUCACUUUAAAUAACAUUCCUGCAAAAAGGGAUUUCCUAAGUUGCGUGUGUGGGUGCACAGAUUGUGCCACGGAGCUCCACUGAUGUAUACAAACGCUCAUCAGCCACAGUCCUGUUGUAGGUGACAGCAGAGAGAGAGACACAGAUGGAGAGUGAGAGGCAAGAUUUGUUCUUUAGUAAAAAAACUAGGAUUUAUUUCAGAUGCUGUCUAUUAACACUGAAGAUGAUGUAUAACUCAAAAGGGAAGCAGUAGGUUUACGGUUCCUCUGUGUCUUCGUUAUUUGGUGCUGUUUGGUUAGGGCCGUGGUAAUGACUAGAUAUUUGCUCAGUGACUGACUAACUGAGAGCCAAGCUGCUGUUGAGUGCUGUGGUCUUUGCCCAUCCACCACGAUGGCGCCUGUUCUGUUCCUCCUGAUGCUGAGUGGAGCGUUGUGCAGCCUCGGACAGGCCAUGUCCCGAGAGGAGAAGCUCAGGCUGAGGAAUCAAGUGGUUGAGAUGUUUGACCAUGCAUAUCAGAAUUACAUGGACCACGCCUACCCAGCAGAUGAGCUGAUGCCUCUGACGUGUAGAGGAAGAGUACGAGGGCUUGAGCCCAGUCGAGGUGACGUAGACGACGCUCUGGGAAAGUUCUCUCUGACCCUCAUAGAUACUCUGGAUACUCUGGUGCUUCUAAAUAAGACGAUCGAGUUCGAGGUUGCAGUGAGGAGAGUCUUAAAAGAUGUGAGGCUGGAUAACGACAUAGUGGUGUCGGUUUUUGAAACCAACAUUCGAGUCCUCGGUGGUCUAUUAGGAGGACACUCCAUGGCUGUGAUGCUGAAGGAGGGCGGUCAGCACAUGCAGUGGUACCAGGAUGAGCUCUUACAUAUGGCCAAAGACAUUGGUCUCCGGCUGCUGCCGGCGUUCAACACCACCAGUGGCCUGCCUUACCCCCGGGUAAACUUGAAAUUUGGUGUCAGUGGUCCUUUGUCGAGAACGGGCACAGAAACGGACACUUGCACCGCGUGUGCAGGAACCAUGAUCCUGGAGUUUGCUGCCUUAAGUCGCUUCACUGGGGAUCCUGUCUUUGAGGCCCAUGCCAGGAGAGCUAUGGACUUUCUGUGGGAGAAGAGACAGAGGAACAGCAAUCUGGUGGGAACCACCAUCAACAUCCAUUCUGGAGAGUGGGUCCGAAGAGACAGUGGAGUCGGAGCAGGAAUUGACUCAUACUAUGAAUACCUACUGAAGGCCUACAUCCUCCUGGGAGAUGACAGUUUUCUGCAGCGGUUCAAUAUCCACUAUGCAUCCAUAAUGAAGUACAUCAGCCAGCCUCCUCUGCUGCUGGACGUCCAUAUUCACAAACCUCUGCUUCCCGCUCGCACCUGGAUGGACUCUCUGCUCGCCUUCUUCCCUGGACUGCAGGUGUUGAAAGGAGACAUCCGUCCUGCUAUCGAGACCCACGAGAUGUUGUACCAAGUUACCAAGAAGCACAACUUCCUCCCAGAGGCCUUCACUACUGAUUUCAGGGUACACUGGGCCCAACAUCCCCUGAGGCCUGAGUUUGCAGAGAGCACCUAUUUUCUUUACAAGGCCACAGGAGACCCCUACUACCUGGAGGCCGGUCGCACCAUCCUGGACAACCUCAAUCGCUUCGCCCGUGUUCCCUGCGGCUUCGCUGCCAUGAAGGACGUGCGCACUGGAAGCCACGAGGACCGAAUGGACUCGUUCUUCCUCGCUGAGAUGUUCAAGUACCUGUUCCUCCUGUUUGCUGAAGUGGAGGACAUACCCUUUGACGUGGAGGACUACAUCUUUACAACUGAGGCCCACCUGCUUCCUCUGUCUCUCUCUGCCGCCCCUCACUCUUACUCUACCUCCUCAAACAGAACGUCACAGGAGGAGCUGGAUGAUACUAACUUUGAUUGGACUUGCCCGAACACCCGCCUCUUGUUUCCUGACCCCGCCUACCCUCGUAACCUGAGAGAACCAAUCCGUACUGCUGUGGACAAGAGCUGCCCCCGUCCUGCUCCUUACCGGGAGCCUGGUAUGGGUCGUCCUCCCUUGAGGGCUCAGGACUUCAUGGCAAACAACCCUGAACACCUGGAGUUGCUGAGGCGGAUGGGCGUCAGUCUCAUCCACCUGAAAGAUGGCAGGGUUCAACUGGUCCAACACGCUACACAGGCAGUGAGCGCAGUAGCGGCAGAGGACGGCGUGCGCUUCAUGCAGGAAAUGAUGGAGCUGUCCAGCCAGCAGCAGAAAGAGCAGCUGCCUCCCAGAGCCAUUCAGAUCGUCUCACAUCCGUUCCUUGGCAGGGUCGUGCUGACCGCCGGCCCAGCGCAGUUUGGCACAGACCUGUCCAAAAGUUCCACAGGGGUGCGAGGCUUUGUGACUGUGGCUGAACCCUACAGCGGCUGCACCGAGAUCACAAACGCUGAGUACGUCCAGGGCCACAUCGCUAUCCUCCAGAGGGGUCAGUGCAUGUUUGCAGAGAAGGCCCGACACAUCCAGAAGGCCGGCGCCAUCGGAGGCAUAGUCGUCGACGACAACGAGGGCAGCAGCAGUGACACGGCUCCCCUGUUUCAGAUGGCCGGGGACGGCCGCAAUACAGAGGACGUCACGAUGCCUCUCCUCUUCCUCUUCCACAAGGAGGGCAACAUCCUGUUGGAGGCGCUGAAGGAGUACCGGGAGGUGGAAGUGCUGCUGAGCGACAAAGCCAGAGACCGAGCAGCCAUAUUUAAAAGUAAACCUGGUCCUGGCAGUGUUGUUGAGGGCAGUGCGGAUGUGCAAGAAGCGGUGGAGGACUGCUUAACUGAGGCAACAACGCCCACCUCAUUUGAAUCCACCACCCAAACACAAACGAGCACGGUGGAGCUGGACGAAUCUGUUUCACAGGAGGAGGUUUCUCCAUCACAAGAAACAAGUGACGCAGAGGAAGUUAUCCCACCGGAAGCCGAAGUUAGUCCCACCGAGGCGGCGGCUGAUCCGCCUCAGCCCAAAGAGGAGAGAGACUCUGACAAGAGAGACGAGGCUGAAGGCCACACAGACUCGAGCAGCCAGUCGGUGGACGAACUGCUGGCUGAUUGGCGGGAAGACUUGGAGGCUUUCCAGCAGAUGGAGAAGGAUGAGCUCUGACAGUCGUCGGGCGGCCGCACCCUGUGACUGAAGGACCUCCUGAAGGGAGUGCAUCGUCACCCCAGCCUCAGUCUGAUGAACUCUAAGUAACUGUGUCUUCUCUUGCCCUCUGUGGACGGUACCUUGUGCCAAGGCAGCGCACUCUCUGUAAUUCUGGACCAUAACAAAGUUCUUUUUAGCCUGGUAGAUGAUGGAUGAGAGACCAGGGUUCUUACCUCACCUUAUCAUGCAGUUGCUGUUAAAUCUGUCAUAACAAAACCUAGUGAAUGACAUGGAUCAGUCUGUGUCCAAAUUACUUCUCACAUCGAUUGCCUCUAUGCAUUUCUGACUCCCUUUGCUCAAAUGAAUGCUGGUCCAACAACUGUGCUCUUGACUAAUUCAUCCAUCGACCAAUUAUAUUUUAACGUGAUGAUUAAUUGUUUCAUUAACCGUUCUCAUGGCCUUUGGCCUAAUCAUUUGUAUUAAUGUGAGUUGAUUCAUGUGGGAAUCUGUGGCAUCAAAUCAGCUGCAGGAGGUUUCUUUCAUGGCUUUAUGGCAGACAAACUCAACACCAAAUCUCUCUCACUGGAGCAGCAUAAAGUCAUCUGUCGGUGUAAAUAUGUAUUUGUCGAGAUGUGGCGAUCGAAACGAUGUAGUGCUGUUCGCUCAGGUUCUGGUUCUUCUCAACCAACAAACUCUGGACCACACGCGGUGUAGCAGACACACCCUCAGCAGCACGGUGGGAUGGUUUACACGCCCACGGGCUGCCACAGGGGGUCGCUAUGUGAUCUGUCUGUCAUGCUGUUCCUGCUGGCUGACUGGAAACAGCAGGAAUAAGACAAUAUAUGAACAUGGUGAAAUUAAAUAAAAAUCAAGAGUGUGAAAUGAGGAA
This is a messenger RNA of Platichthys flesus (European flounder), 4781 nucleotides long. It is a transcript of the gene edem3, whose product is annotated as ER degradation enhancer, mannosidase alpha-like 3. The transcript has 21 exons. The record is from RefSeq and is a predicted model, not a curated record. Bases 1196 to 3910 code for a protein of 904 amino acids. Lineage: Eukaryota; Metazoa; Chordata; Actinopteri; Pleuronectiformes; Pleuronectidae. Gene Ontology annotation, biological process: mannose trimming involved in glycoprotein ERAD pathway; endoplasmic reticulum mannose trimming; carbohydrate metabolic process. Gene Ontology annotation, cellular component: membrane; endoplasmic reticulum. Gene Ontology annotation, molecular function: mannosyl-oligosaccharide 1,2-alpha-mannosidase activity; calcium ion binding.